Messenger RNA from Strongyloides ratti, 1953 nucleotides. Its product is annotated as Neurotransmitter-gated ion-channel transmembrane domain and Neurotransmitter-gated ion-channel family and Neurotransmitter-gated ion-channel ligand-binding domain and Nicotinic acetylcholine-gated receptor, transmembrane domain-containing protein. The transcript has 2 exons. NCBI's taxonomy places the organism in Eukaryota, Metazoa, Nematoda, Chromadorea, Rhabditida, Strongyloididae. Gene Ontology annotation, biological process: signal transduction; chemical synaptic transmission; monoatomic ion transmembrane transport. Gene Ontology annotation, molecular function: extracellular ligand-gated monoatomic ion channel activity; transmembrane signaling receptor activity; neurotransmitter receptor activity. The record is from RefSeq and is a predicted model, not a curated record. Gene Ontology annotation, cellular component: membrane; neuron projection; synapse. Bases 1 to 1953 code for a protein of 650 amino acids.
AUGAAAUUUAUAAUUUUAUUUACAUUUAUUAAACUAUUUUUAUCAUAUCAAGAUACUGUCUUAAAGUAUGACAGUAAUAAAACUUUUAAACCAAGUAAAAAUAUUUCAUUAUAUCCUGGUAGAAUUUAUUUAGAUAAAAUAAAAUUUUUUGAUGGAACAACUAUAAAAUUUGAUGAAAAAAAAUAUUCUAAUAAAUAUAAAACAACAGUAUCAGAAGAUGACAAAUUAAAAAUUGUUAAUUAUAAUAAAUAUUCAACUUUAUCUGACUCAAUAACAAAUUUAGAAAAAAUUGAUUCAACAAAUAAAUAUGUUACACCUGAAGAGUAUUAUAAUUUAGUUAAUUAUAUUAAAGGAAAUGAUAAUUUUAAUCCAUUAAAAAGAUUAGUUGAUGAUUUAACUGAUCCAGAAUAUUAUGAAAAAUCUGUUCAUCCAAGAGUUGACUAUAGAUUACCAACAAGAAUAAAUGUUUCAAUGAGUUUAUAUCAAAUUUUGGAAGUUAAUGAAAGAUUACAAUCUGUUACAAUUAAUGUAUGGAUGAUUCAAGAUUGGUAUGAUGAAUUUUUAAAUUGGAAUCCAACAGAGUACUCAGGAAUACAACAAUUAAUUUUACCAUAUGAUCAAGUAUGGAUACCAGAUACUUAUUUAUAUAAUUCAGAAAGUCUUGAACAAAAAAAAACAGAAUCAUUAAUGAAUGUCAUUAUUACAGCUAAUCCUAAUUCUUCAAAUGGAGCACAUGUUAGAUUAAUGUUUCCAGCAAUCUAUAAAUUUUCUUGUUCAAUGUCAGUAAAAUUUUUUCCCUAUGACCAACAAAAUGUUUCAAUGAUAUUUUCAUCUUGGACACAUGAUUCAAGUAUAAUUGAUUAUCAUUUUACAACAGAAAAUGUAAAUCUUAAAAAUAUGGCACCAAAUGAUGAAUGGGAAGUUUUAUCUUUUAAAUUUUCAAGAAUUCCUGUAAAAUAUAAAUGUUGUGAUAAUCCAUGGGUUAUGUUAUAUGCUCAUCUUUUUAUUAAAAGAAAACCUUUAUAUUAUAUAAUUAAUCUUGUUCUUCCAACAUCAAUAAUAACAGUUGUCGCUGUAACAGGAUUUUUUACACCUAGUAGUUCAGAUAGUGAAAGAAAUGAAAAAUUAUAUCUUGGUAUAAAUACUCUUUUAACAAUGAGUAUAAUGCUUUUAAUGGUAUGUAACAAAAUGCCAUCAACAUCUAAUUAUGUUCCAUUAAUGGGUUGGUAUUAUAUGUGUAUAAUUUUUAUUAUUGUUUUUGGAACAUUUAUGGCAACAUUAGUUUUAUUUUUACAUAGAAAAAAAAUAAAUGUAUCACCAUUACCAAAAGGAAUAAGAAAAAUACUGAUGCAUAAUUAUUUGUGGUGGGUUAUUUUAGAACCACCAAUACAAUUAGUAGAAAUAUGGAUGGAAUAUGGAUAUGUUUCAGAAAAAAGACUAAGUAUUACACAAAUUGAUACAGAAUUAUUACAAUUUUUAGAAGAAUUAACUGAUUCAAAUGAUGAAAACAAAUUAUCAAUUGAAUCACCAGAUUUUUUCAGAGAAAUGUCAAAACGUCUCAAAGAACAUGAUGUUUAUGAAUAUCAAAAAAGAAUGGAUAAAAUAACUCGUCAAUAUGCUUUAUUAUUAAAAGCUAAACAACAAAAAAAUCCCACAAAUAAGGCAAUGACAAAUUUUGGUACACUUCAAAGUACAAUGAACGGUGCAUCAAUAAAAACUAUUAAAAGUACAUCAUCAAACUAUUAUUAUAAUGAAAGAAGAAAUAGAACAAAUACAAUGUUUCAAUUAAAUCAUGUAUUUAUAAAAAAACAAAAAUUAGCCAGAAGAAGUGCUUUAGAGUGGGAAUAUUUAUCUAAUGUUCUUGAUAGGGUACUCCUAGUAAUUUUUACAGUUAUAAGUUUAUCUUUCUUUAUGUUAUUGGCUUUCUUUGACCACAUACAUCCUCAAUUAUAA